Molecule: messenger RNA, 243 nt
Organism: Nannizzia gypsea CBS 118893
Lineage: Eukaryota; Fungi; Ascomycota; Eurotiomycetes; Onygenales; Arthrodermataceae
Exons: 2
Coding region: 1-243 (80 amino acids)
Source: RefSeq, a predicted model, not a curated record
AUGUCUUCCGAGUUUGCUUUCAGAGAGGUCAUUAAGACCCCAAAUUCUUCCGCAUCAAUGCACACUAGCACCCACUACCACAAGGGUAGGGGUGUACUUGCCGACACUGGUCAAGAGGAAGGUGACACGUCUUUUGGGUCAGCCCUCGGUGUCAUUAUCGACAGUAGUAACCACGACGCACUUUUCGAAGGGGCCAUUUCCAACAGUGCCGCCAAAAAGAGGAACAAGUCCUUCCCCUUAUAG